Messenger RNA from Ananas comosus (pineapple), 1295 nucleotides. RefSeq names its product probable prolyl 4-hydroxylase 6. The transcript has 7 exons. Gene Ontology annotation, molecular function: L-ascorbic acid binding; procollagen-proline 4-dioxygenase activity; iron ion binding. NCBI's taxonomy places the organism in Eukaryota, Viridiplantae, Streptophyta, Magnoliopsida, Poales, Bromeliaceae. The record is from RefSeq and is a predicted model, not a curated record. The annotation marks the transcript as partial. Gene Ontology annotation, biological process: peptidyl-proline hydroxylation to 4-hydroxy-L-proline. Gene Ontology annotation, cellular component: endoplasmic reticulum.
GUGAAGGACUCUAUUCCUCGUCCGAGCACGCUUCUACUGGGUCAGGUCGCGACUCGACACAACCCAUUAGCGGUUGGAGCGCUCUGCUUCUACUUCGUCGUCUUCGUCUUCGUCUCCGUCUUCAUCUUCCGCUCUUCGUCUGGGUACGGAAUAGGAAGAAGAAAAAGUAGCAGCAGCAGUAGUAGUAGUAGGAAUCGAAGAGUCGAAUUGAAGACAAAAGAGGCAAAAUCCAAUAUUUCUCUAAACCUAAAUACCUCGAGGUUAACUUUUGGAUUUGACCCAUCAAAGGCAAAACAACUUUCAUGGCAUCCAAGGGUCUUCUUAUAUGAAGGUUUUCUUUCUGACGAGGAGUGUGACCACCUAGUAUCUCUGGCACAUGAUAAGCUAGAAAAAUCUUUGGUGCGUGAUAAUGUCACAAGCAGCAGCAGUAUUCACACGGGCACCAGGGCGAUCGUGACCAUUGUUCGAGAUGAUAUUAUCUCAGAGAUUGAGGAAAGAAUAUCAUUAUGGACCUUUCUUCCUAGAGAAAAUGGAGAAGACAUGCAAAUUUUGCACUAUGGAGUUAAUGAAAGCUACGAACCACAUUUCGACUACUAUCGGGAUAAUUCCGAGGUAGUGUCUGGUGAGAAUAGAAUUGCAACAAUUUUACUAUAUCUCUCUGAUGUUUCUCAUGGUGGUGAAACAGUCUUCCCGAACUCUGAGGUAAAAAACACUCAACAAAAGGAUGAGACACGGUCAGAAUGUGCUGUGACUGGCUAUGCAGUGAAUAUUGUGAAGGGCAAUGCCCUUCUAGUUUUCAAUUUGAAUCUUGAUGCUACGCCUGAUGAGCGUAGUCUUCACGGCAGCUGUAAGGUGCUUGAUGGAGAGAAAUGGAUCGCAACAAAAUAUAUCCACGUUGGAGCAUUCAGCGCCACAAAUGCCACAAAGUCUCUGGCGGCUUCCAGUGACGUUGAGUGCACAGAUGAGGAUGACAAUUGUCCGCGGUGGGCUGCAAUUGGGGAAUGCCAGAGGAAUCCAGUCUUCAUGGCAGGCACUCCUGACUACUAUGGAGCGUGUCGGAAGAGCUGCCACAUUUGCUAGAUCUUCCAACUUAACAUGGAAUGGUUGCUUCCAUUAAUCAUGUACACGUGAUGUCUUCUUUGAAACUAUCGUGAUUUUUUGUAGUUUAUUUGGUAUUUUAGAACGUGUCUGUUGAUCUUUUUCUUUUCUUUUUUUUUUCUUGGAUCUUCAGUCUUUUUCUGUAAAAUCAAUAACAAUGCUAGCGGAGCAGAAGAUAGUACUCAGUUUUCAGAUUA